This is a messenger RNA of Penaeus indicus, 935 nucleotides long. Its product is annotated as coiled-coil domain-containing protein 43-like. Lineage: Eukaryota; Metazoa; Arthropoda; Malacostraca; Decapoda; Penaeidae. Bases 25 to 654 code for a protein of 209 amino acids. The record is from RefSeq and is a predicted model, not a curated record. The transcript has 5 exons.
AGCCGGACCAGACAUAAACAAACGAUGGCGGAGGCUCUACCAUGCGACUUCGAUGCUUGGUUAAAAGACACUCUAAUUGCACUAAACACAGAUGACGAAGUUUUCAGUCCGUAUAUUAAAGGGAUCUUAGAAGGAGAGGAGAACAAGGAGGAAAAGGUGGAAGCUCUACAAGGAAUUCUUACGGAAAUAACGGAUACUGGAAUCGAGGCGCUCUGCGAUGACAUCUGGAAGAAAUGGACCCUGCUUGCGGAACCCGAAGAGCCCACAGACACCGUGAAAAAGGUUGAGUUUGAAGAAAAGAUUGCCAAGAUUAUGGAGGAGCAGGCUCAGUGCGUGGUGGUGAACAAGACGCGCUCCAAGGAGGAGGAAUCCCUGAAGAGUGCCAUAUUGGCACAGUAUGCUGAGGUAUCUGAUGGUGAAUGCACGGACGAGGAGGAGGAGGAAGAGGUGAGCCAAGGAGGCCUGAUGGGAGUGAAGAACACAAAUGCAGAGGAGGUGAUCAAAGCAGAACGCGAGAGGAGGGAGAAGAACAAAGAGGAGUCGCAGCGCAAGAAGGAAAAGGAUAAGGAGGAUAGAGCUAAACAGAAGUCCAAAGACGAGGAAAGAAAAGAGAAGGAGAAGAAACGCACACAGAAGGGAGAGCGAAGACGGUGAUCGUCUGCGAAUAUAGCCUGUACCAUUUUCAUUUGGAAUUUAUGUUAUGCCAAUAAAUGUAUCAGCUGAUGGUUUUGAGGCAUUUGUUUAUUUACUCUUUUUCCGGAUAGAGGCUUCACUACAUGCUGCUUAUUGGGGUUGUUUUCUUCUUCCUUUCUGCAGUGAUUUUUAAGAAAUUUGAUUUUUCUCUCUCUUCCUCUCACUCAUUUCUUCAUGAGGUACAUCUUGUUGAUAUUUGGAAUAAAAGUUUAUAUCUAGAUACAGAUAUGUUUUUAUCAUUA